Cryptomeria japonica (Japanese cedar) is the source of this 1156-nucleotide messenger RNA. RefSeq names its product alpha-glucan phosphorylase, H isozyme-like. The coding region runs from base 1 to 816 and encodes 271 amino acids. Lineage: Eukaryota; Viridiplantae; Streptophyta; Pinopsida; Cupressales; Cupressaceae. Gene Ontology annotation, molecular function: glycogen phosphorylase activity; pyridoxal phosphate binding. Gene Ontology annotation, biological process: glycogen catabolic process. The transcript has 2 exons. Gene Ontology annotation, cellular component: cytoplasm. The record is from RefSeq and is a predicted model, not a curated record.
AUGGCGAACUGGCUUACAAAAUGGCUAAAGACAGAUCAAUGGGUCACCAACCUUGAUCUUCUUAGAGGCCUACGCCAAUUUUCAGAUAACAGUGAGCUGCAAAGUGAGUGGGCCUCGGCUAAGAUGGCCAACAAAAUUCGCUUGGCCCAGUACAUUUUUCAAGUAACAGGAGUGAAAGUUAAUCCAAACAGUCUCUUUGAUAUUCAAAUCAAACGCAUCCAUGAGUACAAAUGUCAGUUGUUAAAUAUCUUGGGUGCCAUAUAUCGGUACAAGAGAUUGAAGGAGAUGAGUGCAGAGGAACGAAAGAAAGUAGUGCCCCGGACUAUUAUGAUUGGUGGGAAAGCAUUUGCAACAUAUACCCAGGCUAAAAGGAUUGUGAAGCUUGUGAAUGAUGUAGGAGCUGUUGUGAACAAUGACCCAGAUAUUGGGGAUCUUUUAAAGGUGGUCUUUAUCCUAAACUACAACGUGUCAGUUGCAGAAAUUCUAAUUCCAGGAAGUGAGCUAUCUCAGCAUAUCAGUACAGCUGGAAUGGAGGCAAGUGGCACUAGCAACAUGAAAUUUGCAUUGAAUGGGUGUCUGAUAAUUGGUACACUUGAUGGUGCAAACGUAGAAAUCAGAGAAGAGAUAGGCAAAGAUAAUUUUUUCUUGUUUGGUGCUGAAGCCCAUGAUGUACCAAAGCUACGAAAAGAGAGAGAACAAGGCCUGUUUGUUCCUGACCCUCGUUUUGAGGAGGCAAAGAAUUUUGUAAAAAGCCGUGCUUUUGGGGUUGUUAUCUAUACCACAAGUUUUGUAAAGUGCACAAGAGACCAGCAUUGAAUGUUGAUGAAGGCACAUCUGUGGUCAUGUUCCAUGGAGAUUUGCCUUACUCCUCAAAAGACAUUCUUAGAAAAAUAGAAACUUUAGAUGAUGAGAAUAUCAUAGGUUCUGGAGGAUUUGGAACUGUUUACAAACUAGUCAUGGAUGAUGGCAAUGCCUUUGCCUUGAAGAGAAUUGAAAAAACCACAUUAGGCUCUGAUCGGGUUUUUGAGAGGGAACUUGAAAUCCUAGGGAGUGUCAAGCAUCGACAUUUGGUGAAUCUGCGGGGAUAUUGCAAUGCUCCUUCAGCAAAGCUACUAAUAUAUGACUUUCUACCAGGUGGAAAUUUGGACGAAGUUCU